Molecule: messenger RNA, 3009 nt
Organism: Rhizophagus irregularis DAOM 181602=DAOM 197198
Lineage: Eukaryota; Fungi; Glomeromycota; Glomeromycetes; Glomerales; Glomeraceae
Biological process (GO): mismatch repair; nucleotide-excision repair
Cellular component (GO): XPC complex; nucleotide-excision repair factor 2 complex; cytoplasm
Molecular function (GO): damaged DNA binding; single-stranded DNA binding
Source: RefSeq, a predicted model, not a curated record
AAAAAAAAGUGUUGAAAUCACUGCUGUGCCACCUUCUGGAAAAAGCACCUCAAUUGAUAACAUUAGUAAUUUUGUCGAAGAAGAAAUGACGGGUGUACUUAUAACUCCUGUCGAAACGUUUAUUGAUAAGGGAAAGACAAAAGAUAAUUUUUUAUCAUUAGUCGAUAAUACUUCUAUUAAUAAAGGCAAGUCAAAGGAAAUUUUUCAACAUUCCGAUGGCUCUAAAAGCAUUUUUGAGCCCAUUGACUCUUUCUGGUUGCGAAAAAGAAAAUCAGCGAUUAAACACAAUGAGUCGAGUGAUAUUGAGUCUCUGGAGAACCAAGAAUUUCAAGAUAAUCCAGUUCAUUAUAUAAAUGAAGAUAAUGAUAGUGAUGAUUGGGAAGAAAUAGACCUUUCUACAUGUCAAGAUCAACUUGAUGAUCUUUCUGAGUCUAAGCCACUCCCGAAUAAAACUAUUCAAAUUACUUUUGAGAAGCCUAAGAUACAAUACAAAGCUCGAGGUAUCACUAAAAUUGAGCGAGCUAUUCGACAAAAUGUACACAAAGCCCACUUGUUAGCCCUACUCGCCCAUGGUAUGAUUAGGAAUAAAUGGUGUAAUGAUGAAAUGACACAGGCAAUAGCACUCUCUUUAAUUGAGUAUGACCUACAAGCGCUUUUUGACAAGGCUUUGGUAAAAGUUGACGUCAAACACGCUAACAUACUAAUUAUAGCCUUACAAGAUUUGUGUAAAUGGUGGAAGAAUUAUUUUGUAAUUACAAAACCUGGAAUUCGAAAUAGAGCAUAUCAUGAAUUUGGAGAGAACAAUGAGGGGAAGAUUGCCGAGGAUGAUGAAUCAUUUUCUGAUUGUUUAACAUCUAUCAAUGUAUUUCGGAGGAGUAUUAGUGUUGGUGAAGGAAGUCGUGAUACUUCUGCACAGUUAUUUGUUGCUGUGUUACGUUCCUUAGGAAUACCUGCACGAUUAGUAUGUUCUUUACAAGCAGUAUCAUUUAAAUUAGCACGUAAAAACGAGGCAUAUACUACUCGGAAAAAGGAUAAUGAUUUAGAUUACAAGGGUUCAACAAGUAGUAGCAUGAAUGAUGAAGCCCAGAGAACACUUGGACUUGGAAAAUAUAAACUUGGUGCAAAAGGGAAGAAUCGUAGUAGCAGUAAAUCAAAGAGAGAGCAAAGUGAUGACGACGAUGAUUAUAGUUCUCCAUCUAAACAAUCUCGUGUUGAUCGCUUGCGUAAGUCAUGUAGUGUAUUAAAAAACAGUCUUAAGAAAGAUAAUAGUAAUGGCUUGCAAAAUUCAAAUGCGCCGCCAAUAUUCUGGUGUGAGGUUUAUUUUGCAGCUUAUAAAAAAUGGUUUUGUAUAGAUCCAGUUCGUGCAUUGGUGAAUUCACCACAAGCAAUGGAACCUGCGUCUAAUGACAUGGAUAAUGUUAUGGCUUACAUAGUUGCAUUUGAACAAGAUGGUUAUAUAAAAGAUGUGACGCGUCGAUAUGCUUCACAAUGGGGAGCACGGACGCGAAAAUUAAGAGUGCCUGUCACCAAGGACGGUUAUGAUUGGUGGCAUGAAACAUUGUCUUAUUUCGCACGUCCGUAUGAAAGGAAACAAGAUAAUGAAGAAGAUGCUCAUUUACAUAAAUUGGAAGUUUCUGAACGUAUGCCAACUUCUAUUAGUGCUUUCCACAACCAUCCUUUGUAUGCUCUUGAACGUCAUUUGAAGAAGUUUGAAAUAAUUCAUCCAAAGCAACCAAUAAUAGGGAAUAUUCGUGGUGAACCAAUAUAUCCACGCAAGAAUGUUAAACAAUUACAUACAGCUGAAACUUGGUUAAGAGAAGGUCGACAAGUUAUGAUAGGUGAACAACCUUUAAAGCACGUGAAAUCGCGUAUAUAUACUUUGGCAAAACGUCGUGCAGCAAAUAUGGCUUCAUUAUAUGACGAAGAGCCCCCCGAGUCUGGUUUAUAUGGCGAAUGGCAAACCGAAGAAUAUAUACCUGAACCGAUAAUUGACGGUAAGGUACCAAAGAACUCUUAUGGUAAUGUAAAUAUGUUUAAGGAAAGCAUGUGUCCAAUUGGAGGUGUGCAUAUUCCAAUUAAUGGAAUUGGAAAAAUUGCAAAGAAAUUUGGUGUCGACUACGGAGAUGCUGUGGUUGGCUUUGAUUUCCAAGCUCGUCGAUGUGUUCCAGUAAUUCAUGGAAUUGUAGUUGCGAAGGAACAUGAAACAAUGUUACUUGAGGCAUGGCAUGAAUAUGCAAGUCACGUUGAAGCAAUGAAUGAUGCAAAGCGAGAAAGAGAAGUUUUGACAAGAUGGAGGAGACUAAUUAUGGGAGUGCAAAUUCGAAUGAGAUUAUAUAAUGAUUAUGUAAAACAGGAUUCAUCUGAUAUGGAAGAAGGAGAAAGUGAAUUUUACCAUGGUGAAUCGGAAGGAGAGAGUGAAUUGUAUCACGGCGAUACUGAAGAAGAAGAUAAUAAUUAUUUGGUCAACGUUGUCAACAAGAGUGGAUCGAAUAAACUACAUGAAACUAUUGGGGAAAAGACCAUUAUUGAAAGUAACAACGAUAAAUCCAAUACUAAUUUUUCAGAUAAUAUGGAUAUUGAAGAUGAUUUUGUACGAAUAGAAGAGAACGAUACAAGUACAGAGGGUAGUAUUACGUGGGAUGAUAAGGAUGAAGAAAUGUAUACGGAAGAUAAAAAUGAAGCUAUUAAUAUAGAAGGUGGCUUUAUACGUGAGAAAGAAUAAGACAUUGAUAGUUUUAUGAGUGAUGACGAAGACCUUCCAGAAUAGAUAUUUUAUUCGUCAAUUAAAAAAAAUUUUUUUUUUUAUAAUGAUCUGCAUAUUGUAUCUAAACAAAAUAAAAAUGUGCUUGUGUAUCGUUAUUAGUAUUUAUAUAUUGAAAUCUAUAAACUUGUGAAAUGUGAACUCCUUUUUCCCCUUAAUCCCAUAUAAUGGCUUCUCGAGGAUUUUUUAUAAUACUAAUUAUAUUUGUAAUAAUUAUAUUUUUGAUUCACCAAAAUAAUAAUAAAUUU